This is a messenger RNA of Aspergillus puulaauensis, 1527 nucleotides long. RefSeq names its product phosphatidylinositol-3-phosphate-binding ubiquitin-protein ligase. Gene Ontology annotation, molecular function: metal ion binding. The record is from RefSeq and is a predicted model, not a curated record. NCBI's taxonomy places the organism in Eukaryota, Fungi, Ascomycota, Eurotiomycetes, Eurotiales, Aspergillaceae. The coding region runs from base 1 to 1527 and encodes 508 amino acids. The transcript is spliced from 2 exons.
AUGUCGUCGUUUUCGAGUUCCGCGUCCUCCAUCUCCGGCCCGCCCACAAUCACCGCACCCGGACUUAGGCUUCAUGCGAGCUCGGAAAACCUGAGGGCGCGCGAGGCUGGACCUUCUUUUGAUCCGCGAGGAGGAAGAAGGAGAUCUACGCUUACGGGCCCCCACCGGAAGAGAAGGCUUGUGAACCCAGAGUUGGCAGCUGAGACGAGCCAUGCUAGGCCCCUUGGAAUCGGGUCUAGUAGUAGAGCAGAAAUGGAUAGCAGGCCUAUCUUGAAUACAUCGUCGCGCACACAGUCAGACACACCCGUCGCCGGAUCUUCCUACGAGACUGCGAUCGACUUAUCCUCCUCGCCUCCACAAGCGCCCCCUCCGAGGGCGCUCGACCAGCGCCAGAGCUCAUGGUCUCAGGAGGACAACCAAUAUGUAGAAUAUAACCGGCCUCUGUGGCAGCCGGACGCGGAGGUUACGGAAUGCCCUAUCUGUCGAACCCCGUUUAGCUUUUGGUACAGGAAACAUCAUUGCAGGAAGUGCGGCAGGGUUGUUUGCUCCUCAUGUUCACCUCACCGGAUUACGAUUCCGAGACAGUAUAUUGUCCAUCCUCCGACUUCUGAUCGCUCCAGCGCCUCUGCCAUUGCACAUCGCGCAACACAUGUUGUGAACCUAGAAGAAGAAGACGAUUCAUCACAGUCGCCGGCGGCAGUGAACCCCGCGUUGGGUGGUGGCGAGGAAGUGAGACUUUGCAACCCCUGCGUUCCUGAUCCGAACCCUGAACCGCCAUUUGGAUUUCCAUCUGUUCGAGCACCUGGCGCUACCGGCUCUGGCUCAAGUUGGGCGCGGCAUCGGUCGUAUCAUUCCCUAUCAACCCCGUCCCGUCAACACUUGUAUGAUUCAAUUCCCGAUACAUUCCCAUCUAGACCAUCGCGCAGGACUGUUGGAUCUAGCGACUACCCGGGGUUCACUGGAUUUGGCAGCGCGUUCGCACCAUCUUUUCAAGGCCGUCCCAUAGGCUACGGCUCAAUGUCGAGUGCGCGUUCACCCCCACCUGUACCAUCGAGACAUGCGCUUUAUUAUUCGAGGAGCGGCCCGUCGGACGCUCCUUUUGCAACUCCAGAGUCGUCUAGCAGCAGACCUCGAGCAUCACGCGGUUCUCAUUCGCGGCCGGCCCAGCCUAUUGCCGAAGGCGACCUUUGCCCAAUUUGCGACAGUCCGUUACCACCAGUUGGUCCAAAUGGGGAGGAGGACACUCGGGAAGCCCAUGUCCGGGAAUGUAUUGAAAACCACGGCCGCCCAUCUAGCGGAAGCCCAGUUUCACAAACCCCUCUUCCCGUCCGCAUGGUCGCAUUCACAUCGACCGAGAAGGAUUGCAUUGGGCAGGAUGGCGCAGAGCAGGAAUGUACCAUUUGUAUGGAAGAGUACGAGGUCGGGCAGUCGCUGGUACGUCUCGAGUGCCUAUGCAAAUUCCACAAGCGGUGCAUUGUGGAGUGGUUUGAGCGAAAGAAAGAGUGUCCGGUGCACAAGACAUCCUAG